This is a messenger RNA of Pocillopora verrucosa, 2390 nucleotides long. RefSeq lists its product as uncharacterized. The record is from RefSeq and is a predicted model, not a curated record. NCBI's taxonomy places the organism in Eukaryota, Metazoa, Cnidaria, Anthozoa, Scleractinia, Pocilloporidae.
GAAAUGUAUAAAAUUGAGCAAACUUACCGAGAAGUUCAAAUGAAUGAAGUUAACCUCUCUGGAUCAACACGACGUAUCAUCUACCAUCGCUUCUUUGCCUCCACUUUAUACCGAGUGAUAAUCUGAAAAAUGAAAUCACCCUUCCGAGUAAUACUCGUUGUUUUGGCAUGCGCAAGUCGUACAUGCUACGCUGACGUCCUUAACGACGUAGCAGAUGCAAUUGGGGAUGCUGACGUGAAGCUUGCCAAAGAGUUAAAAACAUUCCGGAAUAUUUUGGGUGCCCUGUCCCGCCAGGUGAUGUUGCAGCAGUUUUUUACCGAAGAAAGAAUCAGAUCUGAUGGCGACUCUGGUGUAAAGCAAGUACGUCUUGGGCACGAUGGCACGCGAAAUUACUACUCGGAAACGCACGGAUUUUCUAACAGGCUUCUAGCAAUUCACGAACACGCCAAUAAUAUUCGCACAGUUGGUUUAGGAGAAUUUAUUGGUGUUCUUAACGGAGUGGAAUUCAGGACCAGGCACAACGAUUACCGUCUCUUCAAGGCAAGUAAAAAAAGUACAGACUACCAUGCUACUGAAGAAAUUCCGUUUCCAGAAGUCCCACCAGAAGUCAAAAAUAAAGCUACGAUAGACGAACAAGUCGUUGAGAUGCGCGAAUGGUUCAAGGCGUGGAAAGAUCAAGAUUAUUCAGUUAGAGAUUACAGAAAGUACUUCAAGCCAGUACUCUGUUACCUGGAGGGAGCCUGGGGCACUGCAACCGAAGAUAUUGACGAACCUUUCGAGAGCGACCGACAUUUCAUUGACGCAACAUCCUGGUUUGACUUACAAGAGAAAGUUCGCUUUACCUCUUACACCGGAAGAAAAGACAAUCUGGAGAACUUUUCCUUUCUACCAACUACAAUUAUAGAUAUAAUCAAUGGCACCAUCCCCGUCUUUGCGCAAUGGAAUUAUCGGAUUCUGUGUCAUCCCUUAAGUCGAGACGUCCCACUCAACAGGUUUCGUAUGGUUGAUGAGCUGCAUUCAAGACUUCCCGCCGAACGGAAAUAUGAGCAACAGAUAAAUACCAGAGCAGCAAGAUUCCAACUCAAUCCCAAAGACUCCAACAAGUGGUCCGACGGAUUCAAUAAUAAUCCCAGAUUCACUUUGCUUGAUAAACUCAUGGGAGAGAUUCCUGGAAAGGACAACUAUGUCGGCAAUCUGACUGAUGAAGCAUUUAACCUGGCUGCCCAGAGUAUGAACCCCAAGAAACCAGGAAAACUGAACGCUGCUUACUACCAUCGACUGUUCAAAGUGCUGGAAAGAGACGCCAUGGGACAGUCUAUACGUCAUCGUGGUUAUUCAGAUGCAAACCUGUACGUGGCUAUGACCAGUCAACCAAAAGUAGCUGGAAUGAAACUGAAAACUUGCAAAGGACCAAAGAGGAAACCACGCUGCACAACGGUCUCCCAGAAGUACACGUACGCUAUUCCACUUGAAAUAAUCUACAUGACGCCCCUAAACAGAUGGAAUCCAUUCAAUCUUGAGUACAAAGGCUCAGAGAGAGAGGCGUAUGGAAAAACAGUAUUUCAAGGCGGUCGCUCUGGCGGAAUAACUCCCGAGAAGGCUUAUAAUGGUACCAACAGUAAGAAAUACUACCAGACACCCUCUGCAUUUUUCACAGGGCAGGAGAUCAGCACCGAUUCUGCAGACACAGCCAGAAACAGCGUUGGUGUUUUGGAAAGAGAUGGCAAAACCGUGCGGAUCUGUCGAGCAAGUGGAACGCGGAUCUUCUUUCCAGAUAUAAAAGGUGUUGGAGUCUUGCGUCAGCGUUAUCCCAUCAUGCCUAUCCAUGGAGAAGGCAGCGCCGUGUGGAAGGAACUUGAAGCAACGAAAGAUCUGCUCAUGAAAUCACAAUCCUACGGCUAUCUCUAUAGGGAACCAUUUGCAGGCUCUGGUGUUUUGCCAACGGCACCUACAGAUAGACCACUAACACUUCGAAUGGCAGACGCCACAAAGACUCCCCCAGGUCCUCACCAACAUGAAAUAACUUUGGAAGCUCAAGAAGUGAAAGAUGCAAAGACCGGAAGAAAGUCGUUCAGAAAGCUGACGACGACAGGAGCCGGACACCAACAUAGCAUUUUAGUUUCUUGGAGAAACAACAACUGGGAGAUACGACGGUGCGAUAGUUUCGACAAUGAACAGUACAAAUGCCGUGACCAACAUGGCAAGUACCUGAGUGAAGACAAAAGCGCGUAGUGGGACGUUAAGGUUUUGGCUUUCGGAGGCUGGAAACACCAUUAAUCUCUUACGAGGGCCCAGAUGAUUCUUUGCGAAAUCUGUGAUUUUUGUCGUAAUGAAGUAACCCAAUAGUCAAUAGCAGUGUAAGCAAUAUAUUUAAAGAUCAAACAAUUAAA